Molecule: messenger RNA, 4245 nt
Organism: Neurospora tetrasperma FGSC 2508
Lineage: Eukaryota; Fungi; Ascomycota; Sordariomycetes; Sordariales; Sordariaceae
Exons: 2
Coding region: 1-4245 (1414 amino acids)
Source: RefSeq, a predicted model, not a curated record
AUGACUACGAAUAGAAUGGCCCCAAAGGACCCAGACAUCGAUAUGAUGGAUAUAGACCACAACGACGACGACGAUGAUGAUGAUGACUUUGAUGCCGACGAACUAGAUGCUUAUUUCCAGGCGCAUGGGCUGGAUGAAGUACACGAACCGUUUCGGUGGGGGUCACCUGAACGAGAAGGGGGACAGCAGCAGCAGGAGCAGCAGCAGCAGCAGCAGCAGGGGCAGCAGCAGCAAGUACCACCACCACCACCACCAUCGGGACAACCACAGCGGGAAUUUGAGUCCUACAUGGGAGGGAAGGAUUCCAGGUGGGAAGGGGAGGGGAAGGGGAAGGGGAAAGGGAAAGGGAAGGCUGUUGAAAUUGGAUUGGAUGUUGGAAUAGAUGGCGAACUGGAUGCGCAUUUCCAGGCGCAGGGGCAGGGACUUCAGGGAAUGGAUAUGGAGUUGGGGUUGGCGGAGGAUCAGGAUCAGGAUCAAGAUCAGGAUUAUGAGAGGCCGCCUCCUUCUUAUCAGCCUCCGGUGCAACCGCGAGUACAACAGCAGACUGCUUACAGCCUAGGACCAAAUGCCAAGUGGAAAGGAAAGGAGAAAGAGAAAGAUUAUGGACGAGGGGACGUGCUUGGACUAGAUGCACAUGGUCCUACGGUACUCGGGAAUUCUGCAGGACUAGAGACUCGGAAUGUACCGGGGUUCAGGAAGGGGGAUGUACUCGGAAAUGCAACCGGAUUCGGAAAAGGAGACGUCCUAGGCCGAGACGCUGGAUUUACGAGCGAUGUGCUCGCAAAAGACAGUAGGCUAGCCAAAGUUCGCGCAUGGCUGGACCAAGCCGCAGGUCAACCAUCAUCCAAAGUCCUCAGCAAGGGUAACGCCGCCGCCGCCACCGCCGUUACCACCAACCAACAACAAACUAAAGAGGACGGCCAGACGAAAGCAGAAGGCCAAGAACAAGGCCAGGAACAAGGAAAGGGAGAAACUACCCCUCCUAUUGAUGACCCCGACGACUCGGAAGCCUCCAUCGCUGCUCGUCCCAUCGUUUCGCAUGAUCCUGACCACCCUGAUCGCCCGAUUGAUUUGGACGUCAAGCUUGCGAGGGGGGUUAUUCGGCAUGUGAUUUUGAGCGAAAAGUUUCCUGAGGUUUGGCCUGCCCCGGGGACGGUGGUGGAGGGGGAAGCACAAGAGAUGGUUGGGGGAAAGGGAGAGGAGAGACAGGAGGGGCAAGAGAAGGACCAAGAGAAGAAGGAGGAGAAGGGGGUGGAAGGGGCGGAACUAAAGGGGUUGGAGAAAGAGACGGAUCAAGAGGCAGAUGACUCCAAUGGGCAGACGGACAAGAAGGAAGUUGUUAUUCCAAAAGGGGUGGUGAUGCUCGUAAAGGGUAUCCAAUACCUCAAAAUGCCUCCUGAUUAUUUGGACGGGUCGCAACUUGGAUCAGAGUACGAAUACGAGGAUGAUUCACAGCUUGGAAGCACUCCCGCCUCUGAACUCGGGAAUAGACAGCCUCGUGAACAUGGCAAUGAUAGCCAAAAGUUCUACAACGAAGCAAACGUCGACGAUUCCGAUCACACCGACUACUCCAGCGAGCACGAAAGACGGCACUCCUCCUCUGGUCAACACAGCUUUGCAAAACCCUCCAAAGAACUCGACGACCAUGACCUAGAAAUCCCCGAAACCGACCUCUCAUCAGCCAGCAACCACCCCUCCACCAUCGCCAACUCCGACUCCGACUCCGACAUCCCCAUGUCCAACACCGACUACCCCCUCCCCCCACCAUCCAGCCAAGUCCCACCACAAAGCCAAUCCUCCAUAGUGUCCCGCAAACGCACCUGGUCCCAACGGCAUGACCCCUCAUCUCCCUCUUCUUCCCCUUCCGCCCCUUCACCCCCUUCACCCCCUGCCUACCCAACCAUCUUCGACAACCGCACCCCACCCCCGCGACCACCAAGUUCCAAUUCCGUCCCCUCCCAACCACCCAUGGGUCCUCCAGACCUAGUCAUCCGUCUCCUGCUAUACGACGGCGAGUUCUGGGUGCAAGCCAUUCUGAGACCCGAGUUCCAUUACUUAGUGCUAGGACACGAUUUCGACGAGUGGGCUUCUGUUACGUACCCGGAAGGAGGAGGAAAAAAGAACGGAGAAGGAAAAGAAAAGACAGCGGAGGAAAUAGCCAAGGAAGAAGAAGAAGAAAAGGAGCAGAAGAUGCAGGAAAAAUGGCAGAUGAAGUGGCAGGAAAAGGCAAGGGGGGAUGUGAUGGAGGGGGUGUAUGUGAGGUUGGUAGCGGGGGAUGUGGUGGUGGAGUUUGAGGAGGUUGAUGUUGAGGAGAAGCCGAUGCCUCAGCUGCAGCCGAUGCCUCAGCAGAUACUUGAGCAGAUGCUUCAGCAGAUGAAGGAUGGUGAUGCUGUGAGUAGGGGUCAGGAAAAGGGGAAGGGUAUCCAGGGAGUGAAUGGGAAGCAGCAGGUUGGGGGUAUACACGACGAUGGGAUUGGUGAUCCCGAAAAGUUGGACAAAUUGAGGAGGGAGAUUCUGGAGCGGAAGUGGCUGGAAAAGUGGAAAGAAGUUGAGGAAAGAGAAAAGGCCAGGGUAGCAAAAGAACAAGAAGUCGACAAACCGAAGGAGGAUGGAAAACCAAAGACAACCAAAAUGGUCUGUCUAGUGGUAGGCCACAUGGUUCCGGUCGGGUUGGACAGGAAGUUCAUGAGGGAGGUAAAGAAAGCACAACUCAAGGCUAUGGCAGAAGAGUUAGGUCCCGUCUUGCAAGUGUCAUCGACAGCAAGCGAUAAGAUGGAUUUGGAUAAGAAAGACGAUAAGUCGAAAACACAGCCUUGGUGGGUGCCAACUGGAUACGUGGCGGAAUUGGACGCGAGGGAUGCGAAGAGGAGGAAAGAAGAAGCAGCUCGGGCAAAGGAGAGGAGGAAGGUAGAGGAAGCCAAGGAAGCAGAGGAGCGAAAGGAGCGGACUCGCCUCAUAGAAAGAUUCGAAAAAUUGACAGGGGCUCAGAUGGCGAAGCCGGUUGAAAAGGCAAAGCCGCCUGAGAAGGCAAAGCCGCCCAAGAUCAAACAACCAGAUCCCAGAAUAGUUCUUCCGGAAGAGUGGAAAGAUCUGGACAUGGCUACGGUUGACGGACUCAUCAAGGAAUGGGAAAAGCAGAACAAGCCAAAGCCGCCAACGCCGCCAAAGCCACCGAAACCGGAGAAGAAGCCUAUCGUUACCGCCAGACAAGCACCGCCAUUUCAUCCGUCCUUCACCGCGCAGGAAAUCUUUCUGGUGCAGAAUCCACAACGAAAGCCCGUCAUAAAGGCACCGGAACCUGUUUAUGUGGCAUCGGAACUUAGGUCAUUUCAGGUUGCUCAAGAUACUCGUCCAGCGGCUAUUGUGAACAAUCAGCAGAUGCAGAGGAAGAGGAUCUUGGAGCUUCCACCUAGGGGUCAACGGCGGCCGCAGCAGCAGGGAUCGGGGCCUGGGCUUCCGCCUCAUCUCCAGCCUAAUCCCUUGUUACAGCCGCCUCGGCCGCAAGCACAGAUACAACCUCGACCGCAGCCUCAGCCUCAACUACGUCCUCAACCUCAGCUUCAACCUCAGUCUCAACUACGCCCUCAACCUCAGCUUCAACCUCAACCACCAACUCGACUUCAACCACGACCAUUCUUCCAGCCGCAAGCCCAAGCUCGACCACAGUUCUUACAGCAGCAACCACGACCACAAGCCCAACCUCAACCUCCACACCGUCUUCAACCUCAACACCAACCCCGUCUUCAACCUCAACCUCAACCUCCUCCCCACCCCCCUCCCAAACCCAACCCCCACCUAGCCACCGACCCCACCACCCCCCUCAAACUCUGCCCCCUCCACCAAAUCCCACACCUCCCCUACCCUCAAAACUGGAUGGUCAACGUCCUAGCCAUCAUCGUCUCCAUAUCCGACGUCCAGCCCUCCCCAAUGCCACCAACCUUCAACCAAAGAAUCGUCCGUCUCGCUGAUCAAUCUACACCCAAACAUAUCUUGCUGAAUGUUUUCUUGGAUGCAGAGGAUUUCAAUCCUAAACCCGGGGAGGUGGUACUGUUGAUGGGAGUGAAGAAUCAUAAGUAUGAGGGCGGGUGUUUGAAGAAGUAUUGGAGUGAUCGGCCGCCUGAGGGGUGUUUGUGGAAGUGGUGGGUUGGGGAGGAGGAGUUAAGGGGGGUGGGGUGGUGUAGGGGGGUGGUGGAGGGGUUGAGGGGGUGGUGGAGGGAGAGAGGAGGUGGUGGUGGUGGUGGUUGA